AUUGCAAUGAGUUAAAGUUUAGCGAUAUGUUAUGCGACAGGUCGCGGGAGCACAGGCUGGGGUCGCUGACGGCGUUGGCGGGCCUCGUUCUACUCAACAGCAUCACCUGCAACGCCAGACUCGACUACACCGGGCUGUACGGCUCGUACUGCGCGAGUAGGUACGAGGAGCAGCGCUGCUGCCCGGGCAGGCAGGACGAAUGCAGCGUGCCGAUCCUGGGGACACUGUGCUACUGCGAUACCUUCUGCAGCGAUCGCGACGGCGAGGAGGACUGCUGCCCCGAUUACCGGUCGUAUUGCCACGGUGACAGGGAGCCCCUGCCACCGGCCCCCGGAAAUUUGACCCAACCGAUCGGCGAAUGCACCUACCAACGCAAGAGGUACAAAAACGGGGACAAGUUCAAAGACAACUGCAACAACUGCAAAUGCUCGGCGCUGGAGGAGGACUCGUGCAAAAUCAUGUGCGAGAACAACGAGUGCUUGAUGAGCCGUGAGGUGAUAGAUCGGAUCAACAGAGUCGAGAAGCUCGGUUGGGUGGCGAGGAACUACUCGAUGUUCUGGGGCCGCACCCUCCACGAGGGCCUACAGCUAAGGACGGGCACCAUCAAUCCCGCGCACUCGAUCUACCGGAUGAACGAGCCCCUGAGAAGGGCUUACAACACCGAGCACUUGCCGAGGGAGUUCGACGCUAGGGUGCGCUGGCCGGACGACGUGAAACCGGUAAGCGACCAGGGGUGGUGCGGCGCCUCGUGGGCCGUGUCGAGCGCCGACGUGGUCUCCGACAGGUUUGCCAUAAUGAGCAAGGGCGCCGAGCGGGUCCACCUGAGCGCCCAACAGCUCGUCUCGUGCAACAGCCGCAACCAGCAGGCCUGCCACGGAGGAUCCCUCGAUCGCGCCUGGUUUUUCACCAAGAGAUUCGGACUGGUGGACGAGAAGUGCUAUCCCUGGACGGGACUGCCCGACAGGUGUAGCGUACCGAGGAAGGGCAAACUAACGGAGAUCGGCUGCCGAUCGCGAAGCAGCUACGCCCUGCGGGACGAGUACUACAAGGUGGGCUCCGUGUAUCGGCUCGUCAACGAGACGGACAUCAUGCACGAGAUAUGGACCUCCGGACCGGUUCAAGCAACGAUGCGGGUUUAUCGGGACUUUUUCAACUACGAGUCUGGAGUGUACGUCCACUCGAGCUUGUCCGAGGAGCUGCCGAGCGGAUAUCAUUCCGUGCGGGUGAUCGGCUGGGGCGAGGACCCGUCGCCCCUCACUGGACUGCCCGUCAAGUUUUGGCGCGUGGCCAAUUCUUGGGGCAGGGAGUGGGGCGAGGACGGAUACUUCAGAAUCAUCCGAGGGACGAACGAGUGCGAGAUCGAAAACUUCGUCGUUGGCGCUUGGGCGAAGACGGUGUAACGAUUCUACACGAUGUUUCGGCGUGUAUACCGCGAAACCGCCUGCGCUUAGUCCGUAGUGCGCGCGAGAGCUUACGUUUGUUGGAAAGUUUUUUUUUUUUUUUUUUUUUUUUGUUCUUUUUUACGUACGUUAUUUUUAUUUCCCGACCUUGACCUUCAGUCGUCAAGGCUUUCGUGAGCGUUUCAUUGUAUUCAUCCCGAUAUUUUUAGGGUACGAAAAAAUAUAUUUACGUAGCAAUUUUUUUUUUUUUUCCAUUUUUCCAUUUCCAAUGUCGGAUGGAGAAAAAUACAGAGUUGCGCGCGAUUUAUUAGACGCGUUUGUUGAUCAUACUGUGCCAGAAUUACUAACUAACCACCGUGCCGUUGAUUUCGCAUCGAUUUUUAUUAUUUAUUUUAAAAACUAAAUGUUAUUUAUUUAACGUGUUUUAUCGAUAGUUUUUUUCAAUCUAAAGUAGGACUAUAGAUGAUAUUCUAUACGCUUUUUAUAGUUUUUAAUUGAAUGUGUACAAAAUGUUGACAUUGAGAUUUUUUGACAAUAAAUCGACAAUAAUUCAUGUUUUUCAGCA
This is a messenger RNA of Copidosoma floridanum, 1965 nucleotides long. Its product is annotated as Secreted Wg-interacting molecule. The record is from RefSeq and is a predicted model, not a curated record. Gene Ontology annotation, biological process: proteolysis. Gene Ontology annotation, molecular function: cysteine-type peptidase activity. Lineage: Eukaryota; Metazoa; Arthropoda; Insecta; Hymenoptera; Encyrtidae.